UUGGUGGGGUGGGCCCGUAGGUUAAAAGAAAAACUGGAGGGACAAAAGAAAUGAACCCUUUAGAGUUGGUUGGUGAAACAGAGAGCAAGAAUCAAGAUUUGACCAAGAGCAGAGAGAGAUUCAAUGGAGAAAGUGAAUCAAACGUUCUUCUUAUCUCAUGGCUCUCCUACAUUGAGCAUUGACGAUAGCUUGGAAGCGAGACAGUUCUUCAAAUCAUGGACCAACAAAGUUCUGCCACAGAAACCCAAAUCGAUCUUGGUCAUCUCCGCACAUUGGGACACAAAAGUUCCAACCGUCAACACUGUUCUCCGCAAUUCCACCAUCCACGACUUCUAUGGCUUCCCUGAUCCCAUGUACAAGCUGAAAUAUGAAGCACCUGGAGCUAUUGAAUUGGGGAAGAGGGUAAAAGAAUUGUUAAUGGGAGAAGAAGGAAUGAAACGUGUUGAUGAAGAUAAAAACAGAGGACUGGAUCAUGGAGCUUGGGUUCCUCUUAUGUUGAUGUAUCCAGAGGCGGACAUACCUGUUUGCCAGCUCUCUGUUCAAUCAUCUCAAAGUGGGACUUACCAUUACAACAUGGGCAAAGCAUUGGCUCCACUUAAAGACGAAGGUGUUCUUAUCAUUGGAUCAGGAAGUGCUACUCACAACUUGAGGAAGCUUGACUUUAAUAUAACUAAUGGCUCAGCUGUUCCUUGGGCUUUGGCGUUUGAUCAUUGGCUCCGAGAUUCUCUUCUUCAAGGAAGAUAUGGAGAUGUGAAUGAGUGGGAAGAGAAAGCCCCAAAUGCGAAAAUGGCGCAUCCAUGGCCUGAGCAUUUUUACCCGCUACACGUUGCAAUGGGUGCAGCAGGUGGUGAUGCAAAGGCAGAGCAAAUUCACACAAGCUGGCAGCUUGGUACUCUGUCUUAUUCAUCUUACAGCUUCACUUCUUCCCUUUGAAUUAAUAUUUCAUGUCUAUCUCCUUCACUUUGUUCCGUCUCUACUUUUAAUAUACGCUUUGUGUAUUUCAUCUAUUUACAAUAAUCCAGAUCUUUCCUUGUAUGCAAAUACAAAAUCUACUUUGUGAAUGACAAGAAGAAAACAAGUCUGUAAUUGGUUUAUAUAUACAUUAUAUUGGAUUGCC
Brassica napus (rape) is the source of this 1117-nucleotide messenger RNA. Its product is annotated as extradiol ring-cleavage dioxygenase. Lineage: Eukaryota; Viridiplantae; Streptophyta; Magnoliopsida; Brassicales; Brassicaceae. The record is from RefSeq and is a predicted model, not a curated record. The transcript has 3 exons. Bases 124 to 933 code for a protein of 269 amino acids. Gene Ontology annotation, molecular function: ferrous iron binding; oxidoreductase activity, acting on single donors with incorporation of molecular oxygen; zinc ion binding.